This is a messenger RNA of Falco peregrinus (peregrine falcon), 5294 nucleotides long. RefSeq names its product TIMP metallopeptidase inhibitor 3 (gene TIMP3). The coding region runs from base 323 to 961 and encodes 212 amino acids. The record is from RefSeq and is a predicted model, not a curated record. Lineage: Eukaryota; Metazoa; Chordata; Aves; Falconiformes; Falconidae. Gene Ontology annotation, biological process: negative regulation of membrane protein ectodomain proteolysis; negative regulation of endopeptidase activity. The transcript is spliced from 5 exons. Gene Ontology annotation, molecular function: protease binding; metalloendopeptidase inhibitor activity. Gene Ontology annotation, cellular component: extracellular matrix.
GGCUAUAACUCCGCGCACCGGCCCGCCGCGGCGCAGCGCAGCGCAGCUCUGCACCGGUCGGCGCCGCGCCGCACCUCUCCUCCUGCCGCUGCGAGCCGCGGACCUGCCGUGCCUUCAGGCUUGCACCAUCUCGCCGAGCGAAGGCUGCGUUACCGAGGCCAGCGAGAGAGAAAGAGAGAGAGGGGUAGUGCAAGGAGGCAGGCAGGCAGGCAGGCAGGCAGUCGCGGCGCACGGGCAGUUAGGAAGCGAGAAUAAAGUCAGGCGGACAAAACAGCGUCUGCCCUCCUGCUCCGCAGAAGUGGGGAGGCACCUCGGGAGCAACAUGACGGCGUGGCUGAGCUUCCUCGUCGUGUUCCUCUGCAGCUGGAGCCUGCGGGACUUGGUGGUGGAGGCUUGCACUUGCGUCCCCAUCCACCCGCAGGACGCUUUCUGCAACUCCGACAUCGUGAUUCGAGCUAAAGUUGUCGGGAAGAAGCUCAUGAAAGAUGGACCAUUUGGAACAAUGCGGUACACAGUCAAGCAGAUGAAGAUGUACAGGGGCUUCCAGAUAAUGCCGCACGUUCAGUACAUCUACACAGAAGCCUCUGAGAGUCUUUGUGGAGUCAAGCUGGAGGUCAACAAGUACCAAUAUCUGAUUACAGGCCGUGUGUAUGAAGGGAAGGUUUACACUGGCCUGUGCAACUGGUAUGAGAAAUGGGAUCGGCUGACUCUGUCCCAGCGUAAAGGACUGAAUCAUCGUUAUCAUCUGGGCUGUGGAUGCAAGAUUAGGCCCUGCUACUAUUUGCCCUGCUUUGCCACCUCCAAGAAUGAGUGUAUUUGGACAGACAUGCUCUCCAACUUCGGCCACUCAGGAUACCAAGCAAAGCACUAUGCCUGCAUCCAGAGGGUGGAAGGUUACUGCAGCUGGUAUAGAGGAUGGGCGCCUCCAGAUAAAACGAUAAUCAAUGCCACAGAUCCCUGAGCACGCUAUCCCUUCCUUAUCUCCCCUCUCCCUUACUUGUGGCUGAUCUUCCUUUGGACACUAACUCUUACCAGAUCAUGAUGAUGACAAUGAAAUUAGUGCCUGUUUUCAUGCAAAUGUUAGCACUUCGAACACUUAAAAAAAAAAAAAAAAAACCAAACAAAAAAAAAAGGAAAAAAGGAAAGAAAAGAAAAAAAGUCUGUGCUACCUUACUGAAUUUGUAAUCACCUUUUCCAUUUUUUGAUACCACUCAUUUUGAUCAGAUGACAUUUGGGAGCUUACUUUUGCACACCAGAGGGAAAAAUGGGAGGGGGGGGGAAAAAAAGAAAAAAGAUGGAGCUCUUGCUCUCUUACAUGUAUCAUUAGCUGUAGCAAUAUAAUCUCUAUUUUUUUAGGAAAACAAAAAUCUAAAAACUAUGCCAAUUAGGCACUGUAUUCUUCUUACAUGCUGGCUUCCCAUCACCCCUCCUCAUGCACUAUGUGCUGAAAAUAUGUAGACAAAUCUAUUUGAAGGAAAACAGGUUUUAUUAAUCAGAUUGGCAAAUGAAACAAACUGAAAAGAAACCCAGCCUAAACUCUGGAAAAAAUGACAUCCAAAAGAAAUCCUCCUCAUGGGAGAGAUUGGCAAUGUGAUUGACUCCAGCAGUGGGAGAAUCCACCUGGUGUGUCUGACCACAUCAUCUGGUAAAAGCAUUGUUGACUGAUUGUCCUAGCUAAUUCAGUCAGCGUGAAUGCAACAGCACAUUUGAAGUUCUGGCUUUCCCCAGAGCAAGAGAGAGUAUUUUGUAUUUUUGUUGUUGGUUAAAAAACAAAAGCCCCAUCUCCUAUGUUUUAAGGAGGUAAAUCCACCUACAGCAGAGCAGAUGAAGUGCUGUGCCAUCCUGUUUUGAGCAGCAUGGGCCCCUGAAAUUUUUGCAGCUUAGCUUCAACAGCAAAAGCAGCUUGUGAACACCUUAAACCAAACAGAUAGAAAAAUACCAACUAUAAUCAAAGACCUGACUAUAUCAAUCACAUGGAAGAGGGAAAGGGGAGACUUGCUAGAGCUCUUAGUAUAUAUUAAAAAAAAAAUCUAUUGCCAAAAUAGUGUUUUGCUGAACUAAGAUGUAUAUACACAUAAUGACAUAAGCUAUUUUUGACAGGAUGUGGAAUUUUUUGGUGUUAUAAACGAAAGAAUGGUUUGAUUGCAUUUUAAAGACAGAAAUAUUGACAUUCCAAGUCAGUGAGGUGUUUUUUAAGAUAUUGAAGCUCCAGUGUAUCUGCAGUAGUGGCUACAGUCAUUGUUUCCUCUGUAUCUCCUUGCAACACGGUUCCUCCCCUGCAGCUACACUAGCUGCAUUUGUUUAUAUAGUGAAAGGAAGUGUGUGUGGGGGCUAGGCAAGGAAAAGUGGUCUCCUAAUAAGUGCUGGCUGGAAUCAUAAAGUUUCAGCUGUCCAGAGGUUUCCUUCUGUGUCAAGUGCUGUGUUUCUUUCUAGGCACUGUUAAAUGUAGCUCUGUGCACAUGCUCAUACCAUGUCCUGCAGUGAUGUGGGAGGAGGAGCCUUACUGUCUUGUGCUUUGCUGUUGACUGGAGAAGUUUUUUUCGUUCUAUUUUGUUUUUUAUUAAGAAAACUAUAAUAUAAUUUUUUCUUAUCAAAUAAAAGUAUUUUAAGUUUUAAUGAUGGUGAAGAAGGGGUGCUGACAAAAUGGGUGACUGAGUUGUGGAUGGGGAGGGCUUGGGCAGGGAGAAGAUUAUGCUUAACUUCAUUUUUGUAUUAUUAUGAUUAUUUAUCUUAAGUUUCCAUGUAUCUUCAGUUCAUUCCACUUAGAAAGCAGAGCUGCCAUCAGCAGGAAAAAGUAUUGCAGUGAUUCCAGCUAGGGGCGAUAACAGCAUUUUAUAGUCAGUGACCUCAAUUACUAAAGAGUUGUUUGGGACCUCUUUGCUAAAUGGAAAGGAAAGGGUGUCUGAGAUGGGCCCUGAUACUUCAUGUUCCUUGUGUGUGACCAGAGCUCUGCCAGACAUACAUCCCCUGAAAUGCCCCAUUUACUAGAUGAAUUGUUGGAGCAAAAAUCAUGUAGAUUAAUUUUUAACAUGAUCUUUAAAGGGCAUUUUAAAGAGUUGAUGUAAGAGGUGCCUUGGUCUGCUGUGUGUUUUUUGGUUUGGUGGUUUGUUUUUUGUUUUUUUUUUUUUUUUUCAGCUGCUCUGAGUGGCAACGCAGCACAAAACACAUUGAAAGCCUGUUGGAUUUUCCUGUGGUUCAGGCUUGGAACACUUCUCAGAAGUUCUCUUCCCUGUGACUACUCCUAAAUUAUGGGUCGGAGAUGAGAGGGAGAGUAGGGUGCUUCACAGCACCCAUCAUAGGAUCAGGUGGAGGGUCAAGAUAUUGCCCCUUUUGGCAGAGUACAGGGUUGGGCUUUGGGCGCAGUGGAGCAAUCUCUGUUCUAGCUGUACACAGCUGACAAACUCUCUGAGGGUCACUGAGGGCGGAGCGGAGCCGGCCUCACCACCCUCACUGUUUGCAUCGUGUGAAGUCGGCACUGCUGGAGAUGGCCCUUCUCAAGCUCAAGGCAAAUUUGCAAAGCUGAUACGUCUUUGAGCUGCAGCCACUUUUCACGGCUUUGGAAGGCUAAAUGAAAAUGCCCCUCAGUACAGUGAACUGUUGAUUUGAAUUUCCAUUAAAUUGCAGCUCUGCAUAUUUUACCUGUCACUGAUUCAUUAGCUAGCUGAGACAUCACAGUAUUGCACUCAAAUUAUUGUGAAAAUAUUUGCAUUCUAAUACUCUUGAGGACUUACGUCCCUAAGUAGGAUAUAAUGUAGCUAUGUGCUUUGUAAACAACAAAACAGCAGAUGCAUUACCAGAAAAUUAAGUGUAUUCCCUUUCUAUAUUGCAGAUGGUAAAAUAUUUCUGAGAUGCAGACAGACAGACUGGCAGGGGUAGGGUUUUGAUAGCAAAUCUUUUCCCCUUGCUGUGUAAAGAAACACUUACUAAGGCUUUUAAAGAUGUGGAGCCAAAAGGAGGGGGAAGAAUCCAGUAAAAAUACAUUUCUUUUGGGAGGCUUCUUAAUUGUGUUUCUGUGUAUGCUAUCAGGGACAUGUAUUUCUUGGGCUAAGCUUCAGCUUGUGCUUGCAUAAAGAACCUGACUGAAGACUCCCUUGAAGUGGGAAGGAGCCGUCAAAUAUAUUGAACAGGCUCUAAAUCAGACUCAAAGACUUCUUAUUUUCUGUCUGCUCCCUUUUAUUCUGUCUUGCUAAACCGCUUCUGCGUGCCUAUGGACAAAACUCCGUCCCUCAUUACCGCAGGCUGUUCAACGUGUGGGAAUGCCAGGCAUGGCGAUGUGAGGAGGCAGGUGUGAAGUUCUUCCCAGAAUCUUAGGCUGUGGAGCAUACAGUGCCUUGCAGCAGCACAUAAAUCUUCCUACCACCUCUGACAUGCUCCUCACUUCACCCCACAAUCUAAGACCAGAGGAACUGUCAAUGGCACAGCUGAUGUGAGCAUGACCUUUGGACAUGUACAAGAUGAGACUUCCCCUCACCUCCCCUAUGCUUUAGGUAUACCAACGUUAUUAAAAGUACUUUUAAAAAGUGCACAGCUCAUUUCUAAACUGUUGCUGUUCACUUUCUUAUUUAUAGAUGUUCUUCCUUAUUUGCUUGAGAGCAUUUUUCCCUGUGAAAUUACAAAAAAUACGAAAAAUAUAUUGAAGGUUUAGGAAAGAUUGGAUUUGAUUUUCCUUUUCAAAAAUGUUACAUGGCCUUUUAGGUAGGGCCAUUCUAAAACCUAAAUACAUUACUGUAUCCCAUUCAUAUUUAGUCAGAGUGAAAUGGUACUUCACAGUGAUGAAAAACACACUGUUGUGUUUUUUACAGUAAAGACUGUUUGAAGUGAAGUCCUCCGUGGGAAGAAGUUUUCAUUCUUUCAGAUGGAUCUGAAAAUUUAUCUCACAAUGUAUUUUAUAGCUUAGAAGGGCAGAACAAAAUUGGGGCACUGCAAAAAUUUUUUGUCUUUUUUAGAAUAAGUGGCUUUUGGGGCUACCAGUCUUGAGAAAAAUCCACUAAACAUUUGCUGCUGCUUUGCCUGUACUGGCUUCUCCUUUUCUGACACUGUCCUUCCUUUGUAGACCCACUCUGCUGUUCCUGAUAGUCAUGGAAACCUGGGGAGGGAACCAGACCCGUGUGAAAAAUCUUAUCCAGAAGGAAUGUAUUUGUUGCUAAAUUUUCUAGCACUGUUUACAGUUUUCCUCCAUGUUAUUUAUAAAUUUUAUAUUCAGUGAAUGUAUAUUGUCUUUUAAGGUAAUGUUGCAUAAUGUUCACUUUUUAUAGUGUCCUUUUAUUCUAAACAGUAAAGUGGUUUUAUUUCUA